AUUGAUAAUGUAGUUGUUUACAUUAUUAUUAUUCUGUAUUAUGAACAUCUGAUCUAUUAUCUUGUUUAUGGACCUUUGUACCAUUGAACCUUGUAUCCAUGUUAUGUCUGUUACCAUUGCUAAUGAAUUCCAAGGUAAGUCUUACCAAUGGAAAUACUACCCCACUUGCUUCAAAUAUGUAUUACCAGCAGAAGCAUGGCACAAUUCCAUCAAACAUGCAAACCAGUGCCUCACUGGUGAUAGCUAAGAAACCAACAGCUUCCGAAACAGAACUUGAGAAAUAUGCAGUUGAAAAUCUUAACAAACACAAGAAAGGCAUCUUUAGAAAGCCUGUUUCAUUAGCACACAUGCUGUCAUGGACAAAA
Messenger RNA from Anneissia japonica, 365 nucleotides. Its product is annotated as rho GTPase-activating protein 39-like. The annotation marks the transcript as partial. NCBI's taxonomy places the organism in Eukaryota, Metazoa, Echinodermata, Crinoidea, Comatulida, Comatulidae. The transcript has 2 exons. The record is from RefSeq and is a predicted model, not a curated record.